This is a messenger RNA of Paramecium octaurelia, 266 nucleotides long. NCBI's taxonomy places the organism in Eukaryota, Ciliophora, Oligohymenophorea, Peniculida, Parameciidae. The record is from the annotation of a GenBank genome assembly.
AUUCUUUUAUAAAAAUGCAUUAGAUCACCAGGAGAAUCAUGAUUAUUGGGACUAAAAUAAUACAUGUGCAAACUCAUAUAAAAUUAACAGUUACAAAAUUAGAAUAAUUUUAUUAGUUAAUAUUUAUUGAAAUUAAUGUUCUAUAAACAAGUAUUUCAUAAAUUGUCAAACUUGAAUGCAAAAUUAAAUACGAUUGUAGAGAAGAAUCAAACAAAUUAUAGAAUGAGUUUAAAGUUAUUUGGCAAGCAGGCUGAUGAUAAAAAUUU